Messenger RNA from Oryza sativa Japonica Group (Japanese rice), 1428 nucleotides. RefSeq names its product heavy metal-associated isoprenylated plant protein 7. Lineage: Eukaryota; Viridiplantae; Streptophyta; Magnoliopsida; Poales; Poaceae. The record is from RefSeq and is a predicted model, not a curated record. Gene Ontology annotation, molecular function: metal ion binding.
AGAGCCAGAGUGAGCCACCACCAGAGGCGUGACCGAAUCGGCUAGCGAGUGAGAGAGGAGGAGCAGUUCACAGUUGCAGUUCCACGCUCGCAGUAGUGUCCAGAGCAGAGCGCGAGGGAAGAGGGCGCAGAGAGCAGGAGGAGAGGCAGGCAGCCAUGGGCGAGGAGGAGAAGGUGAAGGAGGAGGCGGCGGCGGAGAAGGGGAAGGAGGCGGCGGUAGCGGAGGAGAAGGAGGCGGCGGCGGCAGGGGAGGAGAAGAAGGAGGACGCGCCGCCGCCGCCGCCACCGCCGGAGGAGGUGGUGAUGCGGGUCUUCAUGCACUGCGAAGGGUGCGCUCGCAAGGUCAAGAAGAUACUCAGGGGAUUUGAUGGAGUGGAAGAUGUUGUCGCGGACUCGAAAGCUCACAAGGUGAUCGUGAAGGGAAAGAAGGCUGCUGCUGACCCAAUGAAGGUGGUGCACCGUGUGCAGAAGAAGACAGGCCGCAAGGUUGAGCUUCUAUCACCGAUGCCACCUCCGGUGGAGGAGAAGAAGGAAGAGGAGAAAAAGGAAGAGCCCGAGCCACCAAAACCUGAAGAGAAGGAGCCAACGGUGAUAGCGGUGGUCCUGAAGGUGCAUAUGCAUUGUGAGGCCUGUGCGCAAGUUAUCAGGAAGAAAAUCCUCAAGAUGAAAGGAGUGCAAUCAGCAGAGCCAGACAUGAAGGCAUCACAAGUGACGGUGAAGGGUGUGUUUGAGGAGUCAAAGCUCACCGAUUACGUGCAUAAACGCAUUGGUAAGAAUGCCGCCGUUGUAAAAUCUGAACCAGCCCCUCCCCCUGAGAAUGCUGGCGAUGCAAAUGCAAAGGAUGACAAGAAGGCGGCCGAAGGUGGCGAGGAGAAGGACGAGAGCAAGGAGGAAAAGAAGGAAGGUGAUGAUGAGAAAGAAAAGGAGAAAGAGAAGGAUGAUAGCAAUGCUGCCGAGGUUGAAGAGAAGGACAAAGAGAAAGAUCCUUCAGCCUUGGCUGCUGCUAAUCUGUAUAUGCAUUACCCAAGAUUCAGCAACCCUGGUGGAUAUGGUGUUCCUGGCUACGCAUACCCGUAUGCGCCGCAGCUCUUCAGUGACGAGAAUCCAAACGCCUGUGUUGUGAUGUGAGAAGGUGAGAACAAUGAGGUCCAAAUUGGGGGAAAUAAGAGUGAGACUACGCAUCCCCUAACUUCUGGGGGGUGAAAUCGGCUGUUCGAAGAUAGGAUCAAGCAAGCCAUUUUGGUUUCUAACUGUUCUCAUGUAAUUAAAAUGUGAACUGUUGGCCUCGUCUCUAUUGUCGGCCUUCAUGGACAUUAUAUUAUGUAAGCUAAAAAUGUAGGAUUUUGCUUUGAGCUUUCUCUCUAUUGGCUUUCCUUUUGUAAAAAUUGUAUAAUAUAUAUAUUGUUAGUGUUGAAAUAGCUUGUGUAUC